This is a messenger RNA of Anthonomus grandis grandis, 2734 nucleotides long. RefSeq names its product hapless 2. NCBI's taxonomy places the organism in Eukaryota, Metazoa, Arthropoda, Insecta, Coleoptera, Curculionidae. The record is from RefSeq and is a predicted model, not a curated record. The coding region runs from base 21 to 2705 and encodes 894 amino acids. The transcript has 8 exons.
ACCUUAAAACUGUCAAAAAAAUGUCAAAAUAUACAAGAAAACUAUACAAUAUUAUAAUAUUAUUAUGCUUAUUAAAAACCCUAAAGUGCCAAUUGGAUAAUUUAGGCAUAACGCCGAGCUUGGACCAAGUGUUGUUAUCCAACAAACAAACCCAGAACCCGGAAUUCGAGCAGAUCCAACCAAAUCCCACCGAUUUCGAACUGAAAGCGAUAUUAACGAAAUGCGAAAAAAAACCGCCGCAAUGCGAUUGCGAAAACACGUUCGAAUGCAACCGCACCGCCGCAACCGAUAAAUUAAAAGACCGAGAAACCCGAUCGAAAUGCGACGAGAAACGAGACGAUCAAGUACUGAAAAAUUGCGAGAAAAAAAUCACGCUCACGUUAAAAAUGAAAAAUCGCGGUCCGACCAACUGUCGGACCCAAUUUAUCGUUUUGGACCACGUGUUCGAUCCGUCCACGGAUAAAAAACAGAAAUUAUUGAACCCGUACGUGUUAAAGAUCACCCAGAAGCCGGUUUUUCAGACUUACGAUUUACUGUAUGAAAAUGUGGUCAAUUCCGGACCCACUGAGAGGGUCAUCAAUAAAAACAACGAAGGGUUUAAAGGGUGUAAUGCCGAUUCGAAUAAUCCGACCUGUGGGGUUGUACAAUUUGAUAAUAAGGAGGUACCAUACAGUUCCGGAUUUUGUUGUUCCUGUUUAUCCCCUCGAAGCAGCAGUAGUAGUAACGACAACAUUGCAGACCCAAUGAUGAUGGACCAAAACCUGGAUUUGGCGAACCUGAACAAGGACAGCGGCAGCACCAAAACGUAUUUACCUGAAUACAAUAAAAUCGAUUAUAACCAUUUAGGGUUAUUGGAUAAAGGAAACGAAAACGACCCUAAUGUAUUGCUGGGUAAUAAUUUCGGAUCUCCUAGUAAGAUUAUUGCCCGUGCGGUCCAAGGAGGUGCAAUUAGGACCAAUCCGUCAAAAAAACGCUCAAUAAUAUCAAAACGUGGCGGUCAAGACUGUGCAGAUUCUUAUGUACCAUCCGAUGCUGAUCCCUCGACGUACCACGACAGUGCCCACUGUAUGGACUUUUCUGACGUGUGGUACUCGAUAUAUAAGAUCAGCCAUCCGGACAUUGACCAUUGCCUCCAUAUCCAGAUUUAUGAGAAGAUCGGGAUGAGAAGGAACGGGAUCCAGUGGAGGGAAGUUACACGUGGCGUGCCCAUUUUUGUUGGUACCGCUUAUCCUCGGUACACGAACAAACAAGGCACCAUUUUGGCAUACUACACGAUAAACAAGCAAAUCGAGAGUGAGUUCGCCCUCGACUGUAAAGCUCAUAAAUUAUUAAUACCCGAAGUAAGCGGGAGAGACGUUAAAGAGGAUCAAUACCCGGAAGUUAGCGGUGGACCGCCCGAGUAUCUCGUUGUGAAAGAAAACGAGAUCGAUCUUAGCGGAAUGACCUGCAAUAAGCCAGGUGUCGGUUAUGAAGCGUUCGCCCAACAGCCGGAUCGUUGUACGAAAGAGAGAAACACGUGUCUACAGAACCAACCGAGAGACAUGUGGAAACACGAUCAUGAGCUGGAAACCGCCGGUAAAAAGGGCUGUUACUUUUUAAAAAACUACGGGCAAUUGCCCAAGGAUCCCAUACAGGUCAAGGCGUGUAAUGGUUCUACCAAAAAAACCCAAAAUAAGAUGCUUUUUAUGUAUUAUAUGCCUUGCUUAACUAGCGCCGUUGAUAUCGAUUUUGCGGCCGAUAUGAACGCCAUUUUGAAGCCGGAUACUUUGGCUAUGAUUACAGAAGUUUACACCGAAACCCUUAACCCAAAACGGGUAAUAAUCACCGCAAAAAUCCUAAACUCCGGCCUGGUGACCAGCGUAUUUUACGUAGCUAUAGGCACAUGUCCCAUGGAUGUACCUGCAAGUUUCGGUAGCAUCACCUCCAAACCGGUCCAAAUUGCGCCACAGCAACAGCACAUCUUCACCUUGGAGAUCUACUGUGAACUUCCUCAGAGGAACUUCUACUGCUCCCUGGAAGUGUUCAAUUUGAAACAGCAACUGAUCGCCGUACGUAGAACGAGGUUCGAGAGGCGGGAUCGGUGCAUUUGCGUCUGGCACUGUCGAUGUUCCUGCUUUAGAACGGAUCAGGCGUUAAAAUGCGAUCCAUUGGAGAUCGAACAGUAUCACGCGGCAGGAUUUCAAGGUGGCAUGCCCAUUCCAACCCAAGUAGUGAACUAUUCCGCAUUUGACGAUACCAUUUCGGUGAUUCUACAUAUAGUUUUAUAUUUUUGCCUUACCCUGUUCUAUAUGGGGAUGCUAAAAGCCAUGAUUGGCUGCUGUCUCUUGCCGAUCGGCUUAUGGGGCUUGGACAAAAUCCUGGACCUCCCAAAGAAACUUAAUAAGUAUUACGAGCGGGAUUUAAAGGAACAAGAAGUGGUUUAUGAUGCAGAUGGUUGGCCCGUCCAUCCAGAAACUGGGAAGAAGGUGAACGUCAUCGCACCGCCCACGCAGUUUACGGUCAAUGUGGUCUUUUUCUUCUUGUUUCCUUUGGCCAUUUUAUGGAAUUUAUGCAAGAAGUUGUUAGCGCCCAAGUACUCUUCCAGCGACAUGUUUGCCAACCUGGAGGAAUGCAAAUGUAGAGUUAGCGAUAUUUCCUUGCUCAAAGAGCCUGAAGAGCAAAAGGAGCCAGAAGUGACAAAGUCCAACAAGUCCUUAAAAAAAUAAUUUCAGUAUUAAAAGUGGAUUAUAAAGCA